GCUGCAGCAAGAUGUGGGACAACCUCACCUGCUGGCCAGCCACCCCUCUAGGCCAGGUGGUCAUCUUGAGCUGCCCCCUCAUCUUCACCCUCUUUUCUGCCAGUCAAGGCCUCAACGUGAGCCGCAGCUGCACUGAAGAGGGCUGGACACACCUGGAGCCUGGCCCCUACCCUGUUGCCUGUGGCUUUAAUGACAAGGCAUGGAAUUUGGAUAAGGUGGGCUGUAAGGCAGCGGUGGUCCUCUUCCAGUACUGUGUCAUGGCCAACUUCUUCUGGCUGUUGGUGGAGGGACUGUACCUGCACACCCUACUUGCCAUCUCCUUCUUCUCCGAGCGGAAGUACUUCUGGGGGGGUACCCAGCACCUUCACCAUGGUGUGGACCAUCACCAGGAUCCACUUCGAUGAUCGCGGGUGCUGGGACACCAUCGAAUCGCCACUGUGGUGGAUCAUAAAGGCCCCCAUCCUCACCUCCAUCUUGGUGAACUUCAUCCUGUUUAUCUGCAUCAUCCGCAUCCUGGUUCAGAAACUGCGCCCCCCAGAGGUCGGGAAGAGCUCCAGCAGCCCAUACUCGAGGCUAACCAAGUCCACGCUUCUGCUGAUCCCCCUGUUCGGGGUCCACUACAUCAUGUUUGCCUUCUUCCCGGACAACUUUAAGGCUGAAGUGAAAAUGGUCUUUGAGCUCGUUGUGGGGUCUUUCCAGGGCUUUGUGGUGGCCAUCCUCUACUGCUUCCUCAAUGGUGAGGUGCAGGCUGAGCUUCGGCGGAAAUGGCGGCGCUGGCGGCUGCAGGGCAUCCUAGGCUCGAACUCCAAAUAUCAGCACGCCCUAGGAGGCAGCAAUGGCGUCACCAGCAGCACGCAGGUCUCCAUGCUGACGCGGGUCAGCCCCAGCACGCGACGCUCCUCCAGCUUCCAGGCCGAGGUCUCCCUGCUCUGA
Elephantulus edwardii (Cape elephant shrew) is the source of this 933-nucleotide messenger RNA. RefSeq names its product vasoactive intestinal peptide receptor 1 (gene VIPR1). The record is from RefSeq and is a predicted model, not a curated record. Gene Ontology annotation, biological process: adenylate cyclase-modulating G protein-coupled receptor signaling pathway; cell surface receptor signaling pathway. The coding region runs from base 190 to 933 and encodes 247 amino acids. Gene Ontology annotation, molecular function: G protein-coupled peptide receptor activity; peptide hormone binding; vasoactive intestinal polypeptide receptor activity. The transcript has 9 exons. Lineage: Eukaryota; Metazoa; Chordata; Mammalia; Macroscelidea; Macroscelididae. Gene Ontology annotation, cellular component: plasma membrane.